Messenger RNA from Drosophila obscura, 1264 nucleotides. RefSeq names its product protein TIPIN homolog. Bases 235 to 1164 code for a protein of 309 amino acids. Gene Ontology annotation, molecular function: DNA binding. The transcript has a single exon. Gene Ontology annotation, biological process: replication fork arrest; replication fork processing; DNA replication checkpoint signaling. NCBI's taxonomy places the organism in Eukaryota, Metazoa, Arthropoda, Insecta, Diptera, Drosophilidae. Gene Ontology annotation, cellular component: replication fork protection complex; nucleus. The record is from RefSeq and is a predicted model, not a curated record.
AGUUAUUUAAUUAAUUGUUUAUAUUAUAGCUUACUAUUUUAACAGGGCACACAACUACUUAUGUAAUGCAAAACUAAGAACAAAAGGUUUAUGAUUAUUUGAUAAAAAAUGUCAACUCUAGCACUCGAGAAGAAGCAGAAAUUGGCGGCAAAUAUUUGUUGGUUUUUGGUUGCCGAAAGUGGUUGAUUUUCCACGAGUCGAGUCCUUGCGGCAUACCGGUACUGUCCUGUCCCCAUGGCUUCUUUAUUCGGUGACGAUGGGGUUGAUGACUUGUUCAAUGACAACGUGUGCGCGGACAACGACCAAUUGCCCAGCGAUGGCGAGGGCGAGAAGCUAUUUGCCGACGACGAUGAAAACAAUGAAAACGCAGAUGAAAAUCCGGAGGGUGCUGCUGGCGUCGAAGUGGAGCCCAAGAAGCGUGCGGUGCGCAAUACAAGGCCGCGUCUCACAGUGGACACCCUGCGUGGCCCUCGCGGUAUACACACCAUCGAGAAUUACUUCAAGGAUGUCAAACUGAAGGGCAGGGGCCACGAGAAGUCCGAUCUGGAUGAGGUGUUGCGCCGCCUGCAGCACUGGGGACACCGCAUGUACCCCACCUACACAUUCGACGACGUCCUCAACAACAUAGAGCGGCUGGGCAAGAAGAAGCCCCUGCAAGUGCACAUGACACGCUAUCGUCUGGGGCAACUAGAGGAUUUGAUCAUGCAGGAAGCGGACGUCGUAGACGAGGGACAGGACGAGCAGAACGAUGGUGCUGCCGAUGAGCCCUUUGACGAGUUCGAUGCCCUGCUGGGCGAGCAGAUAGCCAUGUCCAAGCUGGCACCACCACGCACCCCUGCAGCCACGUUUCAGAGAACCAAUUUGUCCAGCACAGGCACAAGCACAGGCAGUACUCUGGUCACUCCAGCCUUCUCCCGCCAUGCAGUUGUAUCCACACCCUACUCGGUGGUGAAUGGUCCCAGCUUUGAUAGACAUGGUGCGCCUGUGGAUGCGCACGAUAUGAGUGACUAUGGUCAGCCCUUGCCGCCCUCGCAGCCAGCAACGCCAGCGGCCAAGAAACUGUCCGCGGAUCAAAUGGCUCGCAUAGCAGAGAAUCGAAGGCUGGCACAGGAGCGGCUGCUGGCCAAGAAACAAGAGCAGCAGCAGCACGAGUCGCAGAGUUAAAGAUACCCAUAAAUUACGUGUAAAAAUUAAGCAUUUUUAUUCAAGGGGAAAUAAAUUAAGAUUCGUGUGUAAGAAAGCUACAAUAUAUGUGCGUAUUUAC